AUGAUCACCACUGGCACCGUUACGACUCGAAAGCGAAGAAAAAGGACCCCAAUCGCUUGUUUGAGGUCAACCAUUUCUUUGUCUUUGGUGUGGGUGCUUUUAGGGCUUACGGUUGGUCCACCGCGGCGGUGUUCCGGUGCUCCUUCGCUCGCUGCAAAAUCCUGGCCAUCGAUGAAGACGUACGACAUUUGGGGUUCUCCCACGGUCACGGACGGAACGGCAAGGUCGAACGAUUCCUUUGACCCAGUUACGAACCGGUACAAUGGGACGGCGAUCGGUUCCGGAGCGGCAGCGGUACGCCGCAGCCGGUACAGCUACGGUGAACCGACCGGUGUCGCUUCCUUCUACGGUGACGCAAGCCAUAGGCAACGGGACGAUGGCACACCACCACGAAGACGUUCCGCGAAAGUGCUCAACUUCCUACCGGUGCCGGUAGAUGACGAGUGCCUGUCGGAUGAUGGCCGCCGGACGGGGAUGUGCAUGAACGUGUACGAGUGUCGCAUACAGGGAGGAACGGCUCGAGGUCAGUGUGCACUCGGGUUCGGUGUGUGCUGUGUGUUUGUCGCCACCUGUAACGAGGAGAUAGUGAACAACAUUACGUACUUUGUGUCACCGGCCUUCCCUGGCAUCGUGCCCAAAGAUCUUGGUAGCUGCAAGCUGAAGAUAAAGCUGAUGAAUCCCGACAUCUCGCAGUUAAAGUUUGAUUUCAUUCAUUUCGCGCUGGGACAACCGAAUCGACGCACCGGAGUAUGUGAGGGAGACCUGUUUCGGCUAAUAGGAGGCAUCUCCCCAUUUGACCUGUGCGGACAAAACUCGGGCCAACAUCUGUACUACGAUCUCAACCCGAAAAGUCGUGCCGAGGAGCAGAUUGAGCUGGAGAUGAACUUUGCCUCACGGUCAUUUGCUCAACGGCUUUGGGAGAUCCGUGUGUCACAGAUUCCUUUCAGCCAACGUUCGCCUAGUGGUUGUAUGCAGUACUUUACCGGUACCGAGGGUCUUAUACAGACGUUUAACUUUGCGGAAAAUGGACGCUACUUGGCGAACCACAAUUAUCGUGCAUGCAUCCGGCAGGAGAAAGGCAUGUGUUCGGUGUCGUAUGAACCGUGCGAUGAACAGUCGUUCCGGAUAGGUCUACCAGGUACGGGUGGGCAAGGAGCGCUUGGAGGAGCACCAGGUGCAGGAGGAGGAGGAGGUCCACUGGGUGGAUUAGCUCCAUCAGGAACACCGGGAGGACCUCUUUCAGGAACAGGGACCUUCUCGGAUCCAUCACUCGCAGACGAUCCACUAGCACCUGCGGCGGAUAUUCCCGUCGAACCUUCUCCAGUUGCUGAUCCAAUAGUUGAGGCAGCGCCAGACGCACCGGCGGCUGAUCUCGAGCCAGCAGCCGAUGAACCCGUCCCCGCAGAAGAGGAACCCGAAGUAGCAGCCGAUGAUCCAGCAGCUGAUGAUGAAGGAUCUGGUGGUGGAGGUGGUGGAUUCUUCGACGGGUUCUUCCCAUCGUUUUUCUCGCGCAGCAUCUUCGACGAUGAUGAGCAAGAGCUAAAGAAGGUCCCGAAACGACGAAAGGGUCGUGCUUUGGCGAAAGCAGACUGGCAAUCGCGACAAUUCGAGGGUAUCAACUGUCUCGACCGAAUAACGUUACCAUGCAUCGUCGAGGACUUUAUUGGGGUUGGGAUGGGCGAUCUGCCCACCUGCCGACCAGUACACUGCGGAAACUCACUGUGUCCUCCCGGUGUGUCACCGUGCCGGGUGGAAACAUCAGUCACCCCGUUUCGGCUUGGAAUUCACUUUGGCGAAGGAAUCGAUCGGGGCAGUCCGGAGGACAACUUGGGCGCGUGUAUCCGAUACAAUCAAAUUCCUUGUGCGGGUUAGGGUUUGUGU
Anopheles maculipalpis is the source of this 1881-nucleotide messenger RNA. RefSeq lists its product as uncharacterized. The transcript is spliced from 4 exons. The record is from RefSeq and is a predicted model, not a curated record. Bases 1 to 1872 code for a protein of 623 amino acids. Lineage: Eukaryota; Metazoa; Arthropoda; Insecta; Diptera; Culicidae.